Messenger RNA from Saccharomyces kudriavzevii IFO 1802, 825 nucleotides. RefSeq names its product Osw1p (gene OSW1). The record is from RefSeq and is a predicted model, not a curated record. The transcript has a single exon. The coding region runs from base 1 to 825 and encodes 274 amino acids. NCBI's taxonomy places the organism in Eukaryota, Fungi, Ascomycota, Saccharomycetes, Saccharomycetales, Saccharomycetaceae.
AUGAGGGCACCACCGUCACCAAGAAAAUCCAGAUCUGGUCUUUUUCUUUACCUGUAUUUUCGACUGCGUCAAUGUUUUAGCUGUCAGAAAUUGAAGAGAAGGUGGCAUAUUCACAAAUUGCACGUUCAUCAGUACGGUACUCGCUAUAACUUAAGUCCUCUUUCAGGAAUACAUAUUGAGGAUAUGAUAAACGAGCCCUCUGGCUUGUGUCCAAGGAGCGCCAAAAGGAAGCCACUCUUAAUAGCAAGGUUUUCAAAGGGCUGCCAAGAAUCACCAAGGGUGUAUGUACUACAAAGGAAUAGCUUGUCUCGUUUAAAGUUGAGCAAAAGAAAAUAUGCUCUGCGAUUCUACUGCAAUGAUUUUUUUGGCAAGGACUUAAGAAAAAAGGACGAAUAUAUAGAGGAGAGCCAUCAGCACUGUGCAGAAACUGUUAGAAAAAUCAAAAAAGUUACAGCAAAACAUGCUGAUGUGAAAAUAAUAUUUCAUGACAAGAAUACUAUAAGAAGUUACAAAUUGGGAGAUAAUGAUAACAGGAGAAGAACUCAGCCAGAAAUAAUUGAAGAAGAAGAUUCUGCUUCAGUGUACAUCAAUUUUGGUGAUAAUCAUUCCCUUAGAGUAAACGAUUACCAUACUUUGCAUAGGCAUUCUAAAAAAUUUCCUUCCCAACGACAAAAUAAUGUCAUAGUUGAGAAAGGUAAGUUGCUUGAGAAGCUUUUCGAAGGGCAACCUUUAAAGGAGAAAAAUAAUACAAAAGAAAAUACAGAGACGAUUGUGAUACACGGAUUUCAAAAUUCUCGUAUUGUUUCCUUUUCCCAUGUUACUUAA